Molecule: messenger RNA, 1452 nt
Organism: Candoia aspera
Lineage: Eukaryota; Metazoa; Chordata; Lepidosauria; Squamata; Candoiidae
Exons: 5
Coding region: 4-1452 (482 amino acids)
Source: RefSeq, a predicted model, not a curated record
AGGAUGUCCCCUGUUGUCCAAAGACAGAAAAUGAAACGGAAAGGCAGAAGCCCUGCUGAGAAGCAGCAAGGUUCUUGUGAUGUGUGGUUGGAUGCUUCAGCACUCAAAAGAUGCAAAAUGAUGAACGUUGUCAGGAAGUCAGCGUUACGUAUCCUGGGCCAAUACUCUCAUCCUGCUGCAGUAUACGGGCCUCAUCCAUGCACUAAACAAACCACUAUUUCUACUUUCUUCACUGCUCAGAAAGCAGAAGUGCCUCUGCAGUGCCUCAACUUAGGAAACUUGCCAAUUCUGGAGGAUGAGCUGGCAUGGAGGAAUCUUGGUGUCCAAGUAACAGACAGGCUUUAUAUGGCCAAGGGUUCUGUCCAAGUCGCUGUCUUGGCAAAGCUUCUGAGGACUGCAGUAAAUCAAACAGAGACCAGGGUUGCACCUGCCAUUUCACUAGACUGCUAUAUAAAGGCUGUGUAUUUGAUCUCUUGGCUGACUCAGAUUCCACUGCUUUUGGCAGGGGAAAAGGACGUCGACCCAAACAAACGGUUAUUGGCCUCUGCGUCAAACAGCACCAUCGGCCUAAAAGACCACGAACUGCUUAGAGGGAAAAGAACCAUGGCCCCAACUUCUGUCCUUCAACCAUCAGGCCUGCAAGACUGCAAACCACCACCUGCGGAGUCAACCAGCGGCUUGCGUCUCCUCCCUUGCUGUUCUCUCCCCGCUCGAGCCCAGAGUCAUGGCGGCAUCCUUCGUGGGGCUAGGGGGGAAGAUGCCGUCACAGAGGGGGAGGCCUUCCUAGCCACAGACCUCACUCAGCACCUAGAAGAAAAGGGGGGUCUCGAGCAGCAGAUGGCUCCUAUGUCGCCUCUGAAAGAAAAAAACGGAUGGCAAGGAGAAAAAAGCCCCACUUCCUUUUCUCGGGGUAGCCAAGGCUUUAAAAUAAUUUCAAGCCAAAGAACCAAUGCAGGGAAAAGGCGCAGACCCCCUUCUUAUACAGAUGCUACUUUUGUGGACCUCUGUGACUCUGAAAAUAGGGACCCUGAGCUGGAAGAACACACACCGGAAGCAGCAUUUUUGACAGAUUCCAACCAAACCGCGUCUGGAUUCUGCAAGAAGCACAAGAACACCAUCGGCAGUGGGGAGAAAGGCCACGAGAACGGCUCCCUAGCUCCGACUUGGCCGCUGUUCACGCAGGACUCUGAGGGCCACAAAGUGAUUUUGCACCGCUUCUGGGGUGAGCGAGGUGCACCGCCUCUGCCAGAGGAGCCUCGGUGGGGCCCAAGCAGCACCGUGAGAAGCUCCUUCUGUGAGGGCUGCUUCGGAGAUGGUUGCUCCAGAGAGAGAAGCCCCUCCGGGUCUCUGGGCGUGAGGCGCUUCUCUCUUCUGACAGACAGCAGUGAAAAGUCAUGUUAUGACUUGCUAUUCACAGAGGAUUCGGAAGGCAAUAAAGUCAUUAAACAUUAA